This is a messenger RNA of Aphis gossypii (cotton aphid), 1699 nucleotides long. RefSeq names its product alkylated DNA repair protein alkB homolog 8-like. Gene Ontology annotation, biological process: oxidative demethylation. The record is from RefSeq and is a predicted model, not a curated record. The coding region runs from base 276 to 1631 and encodes 451 amino acids. NCBI's taxonomy places the organism in Eukaryota, Metazoa, Arthropoda, Insecta, Hemiptera, Aphididae. The transcript has 6 exons. Gene Ontology annotation, molecular function: demethylase activity; RNA binding; oxidoreductase activity.
ACAUAAUAAAUAUUAUUUUUAGUUUUUCUAAUACUAUUUAGUAGUUUUAGUACUUAGAAUUUUCUAUUUACUAUUUAGUAUUUGAAAGUUGAUCAUUCAAUAUUCAGGAUAGCAGGCAGUUGCUGCCUGUUGGUAGCUAUUAGCCAUUAGGUCUUAUUACCGUAUUAGUGCACGUUAAACUGUUAUUUUUUUUGUUGAUGCUUGAUGAUUUUUCAUUAUUUUUUUUACUAAUUGAAUUAUUUGUGUAAACUAAUAACUCAUAAUCAUAUCUCAUAAUGGCGGUAAUAAAUAAAAAGAAAAUGGAAGUGUACUCAUCCAUGUUGAAGAAGGAUAUGAAUAUUGAAGCUAGCUAUAGUCCAACUACAAAUAUAAUGGUGUGCAAUUGUGGAUUGGUGAAUGGUCUAAGUAGAAAAGCUUUAAAACAAGUUUUUUAUCAAUAUGGUGAAAUAAAGUACAUGAUAAUGAUACCUCAUAAAUCAUAUUGUUUUAUUUCUUUUGCUGAAGUAGAGGAAGCAAUAAGAGCAUUCAAUAAUGUGAAUGGGAAGUAUAAUGGUCUCUCUAACGAACAUAAAAUCUUUAAUUUGAUUUUUACUGUUUCAAUUCCACAAACAAUAAAAAAAUUGUCAACUGCAUGCCCCAAUGGAUUAGAAAUUAUUGAGAAUUUCAUUACAGAAAAAGAAGAAAAUUUUAUUUUAGAAUAUUUGAAUGAACAUUGGUCUGGAUCAAGUUCAAUGAAACAUCGUCAAGUAAAACAUUAUGGAUAUGAAUUUGAUUAUGACCAUAAUGGUGUUCGGUAUGAUACUUGUGAACCAAUUCCUAAAGAAUUUGAAUUUAUUUUAAAUGCUAUUUAUUUGCGUUUAAAGUGGCGCCCUGAUCAAAUAACCAUUAACAAAUAUUUACCUGGACAAGGAAUUCCAAAUCAUAUCGAUAAUAUUUCAGUGUUUGAUGAAUAUAUUUUGUCUCUAUCAUUAAAUUCUGAUAUUAAUAUGGAAUUCAGAAAAGAUUCAUUCAAGCAUAAUAGUGUUUUUAUAAAAGCUAAGUCUCUUUUAAUUAUGUCUGGUGAAUCAAGGUAUGAAUGGACUCAUGGCAUAACACCCAGAAAAAUGGAUUUAAUUAGUACAGAAGAUGGUCCUGAUGUUGUUUAUCGUGGAACUAGAUUUUCUAUAACAUUUAGACGAGUAAUUGAAUUUACUAAGGUUAAAAAAGAUUUGUAUGAAAUAUUAGGUUGUGAUAAAACCACACCUUUUGAGACAUUAAAGGAUAAUUAUAAAAAAUUACUUCUUAAGGUUCAUCCAGAUAAAAGUGUUAUGUCAUCAUCAGCUGCUUGUGCUGAAUUGAAUAAAGCAUGGAGUGUUCUUAAAGACUCAGAUUUAAAAAAAAAAUAUGAUGAGGAAAUUGAACAAAAUGAUAUUAAUACAGAAGUAACAAUCUUUGAUAAUCUAAAUAUUAGUGAUUUAGAAAAUAAUGAAACGGAAGACACAUUUUCCUACAAUUGCCGUUGCGGAGGCAAGUUUUUAGUGCCUAAGUCCACGGUUGUUAAUGUUGAUCAAACAGAAUCUUUAUUAUUUCCUUGUGAUGAUUGUUCUUUAUUUGUUGAAGUCAUGUUACCAAAUUCUAAUGUUUCUAAAUAAAAAAGUAUUAAUACAAAAUGUGUAAUAUUUGUAUAAUAUGUAUAAAAAAUGAAUGACAAUUUACAAUA